Salvia hispanica is the source of this 1115-nucleotide messenger RNA. NCBI's taxonomy places the organism in Eukaryota, Viridiplantae, Streptophyta, Magnoliopsida, Lamiales, Lamiaceae. The record is from RefSeq and is a predicted model, not a curated record.
GUCCCUUCUCUCAAUCUCUCUCUCUAAAAAUAUCACACUUCACUCUCCAAUGGCUUCUUCCACCAUUCUCAACCUUCUAGCCAUUUUCUCUCUCUUAAAUCUCGCCUUCGCUUCACGAUUCGAAGACACACAAACUCAGCUGCUGAAAUAUCACAAAGGCGCUCUCCUCCACGGCAAAAUCUCCGUCAACCUAAUUUGGUACGGCAAAUUCACCUCUUCACAGCGCGCAAUCGUCGCCGAUUUCAUCACAUCUCUCUCCGAUUCCUCUCCGCCGCAAUCCAACCCCUCCGUCGCCGCGUGGUGGAAAAAAACAGAGAAGUACUACCACCUCGCCUCCAAAAAGCAAUCGCUCUCUCUCUACCUCAACAACCAGAUCCUCGACGAUGAAUACUCAAUCGGAAAGUCUCUCACCGAAAAACACCUCGUAGAUCUGGCAUCUAAAGGCGAGAAAACCAACGCGAUCAACAUUGUGCUAACCGCAUCCGACGUCGCCGUCGACGGUUUCUGCCAGAACCGUUGCGGCAGCCACGGAUCCAAAUCGAGCGCCGUGAAGGGGAAAAAUCAGAAAUUCGCCUACAUUUGGGUGGGGAACUCGGAGGCUCAGUGCGCCGGCUACUGCGCGUGGCCGUUCCACCAGCCGAUCUACGGUCCGCAGAGCCCGCCGUUGAUUGCUCCGAACAACGACGUCGGAAUCGACGGAAUGGUGAUCAAUUUGUCCGCGCUGUUGGCCGGAACCGCGACGAAUCCGUUCGGAAACGGAUUUUAUCAAGGAACGGCGGAUGCGCCUUUGGAAGCAGCGACGGCGUGCCCCGGGGUGUAUGCGAAGGGAGCGUAUCCAGGCUACGCCGGAGAUUUGCUGGUGGAGAAGAGUAGUGGUGCUAGCUAUAAUGCGCAUGGUGCUAACGGCAGGAAAUACGUGCUUCCCGCUAUAUAUGAUCCUUCUACAUCCAAGUGCUCGACUUUGGUUUAAUUUUAGGGGAUUUUUUAAUUUUUGAUAUAGAAAAAUUAUGUACUAAUAGAAAAUUCAUUUAUUCUUUUUAAUAUUUAAUUUUGUUGUAAUACUAAGCAAAUUUAUUGCGGUUUGCUUUGUAUGUAUAAAAUUUAAAAUUGGUCUA